UUUUACCCUAACCGGAAAUCCGUGAGUGGGAUCUUCUAUCCUGCAGCAGAACAGGUCCCAGCGGUGUUUGGGAUCCACCUAGUGUCUACGUUAACAAAUCGAGUGAUGUUUUUCUGUUUGUUUGUUUUAAUGGUCUUUUCUCGCUAAUUUCAGCCACUGGCCACUGACUACCAAGCACACUGACUGCAUCAUGGUAAACCUCUGCUGCCUCUGUUGCGGUGAACUCCCUGAACCCCGCCCCCCUCCGCCCGGUCAGCCGGGAGCAGCGCGGGACUCCCGCUCCGCACAGCAGCAACAUCAGCAGCAGCAGCCUGCUGGCUCCGGCCCAGACGCCUCAGGGCUGAGGGGGGCACGGAAGGAGGGAGUGAACGGAGGGGCAUUUGGAGCAAAGCAAGUGAAUAAAAAAGAGUGAGCUUACAGUUUCUCUCGGACAUGCGAAAAGUGCAGCAUGCUCUCUUCCGAUCAGGACUCUGCGGCGGCCAGCGGUCUCAAUGAUGCUGAGGGAGAAGUGGAGGAGGAGGAGGAGGAGGACUCACCAGCUGAAAGUGAUGUCCCGGAGGAGCAGCGUCCAGUUAAGCAGUCCCUGGGUGCUUGCGUCUGCCGGGAGUCCCAUUGGCGCUGCCUGGUGCUCUCCCUGCUCAUGUACAGCUGUCUGGGCGCAGUUGCCUGGUGUAAGCUGACCCGGGUCACCAAGAUAAGUUUCAACUCUGCCCUCACCUCCUCAUUCACCUCCUCCUUUACCUCCUCCCUGCGGGGCGCCUCUGGGGUGGGCGUUGGAGGACAUGCGAUGAUCUACCACGACAGCCCCUGCUCUGACGGCCUCAUCUACAUCCCCCUGUCCUUCCUGCUCAUGAUCUACGUGUUGUACAUUGUGGAGUGCUGGCACUGCAGAGCCAGGAGUGAGCUGCAGUGCAAAGCAGACGUGGACAGCGUGUACGAGCGGGUGCUUCGGAUGCAGCAGGCCCAGCCUUGCAUAUGGUGGAAGGCUAUCAGCUACCAUUUUGUUCGACGGACGCGACAGGUCACUCGAUAUCGCAACGGGGACGCCUACACCACCACGCAGGUGUACCAUGAGCGAGUCAACACUCAUGUGGCUGAGGGCGAGUUUGACUACAGCCACUGCGGCAUGAAAGAUGUAUCACGCGACCUUAGAGGCUUGGAGGGACAUCCAGCGACUCGCCUGCGCUUCACUAAGUGUUUCAGCUUCACCGAGGCAGGUCCAGAAAACGAUUACCUCAACCAGAGAGCCAGGUUCUUCUCUGAAAUCGAAGGUUUAGAUGAUUACAUGGAAGCUCGGGAGGGGAUGCAGCUAAAGAAUGUGGACUUUAGAGAAAACCUAAUAGCCUAUGUAGACCCAGACAGGAUGCCUUGGUACACUUCCCAGGUUGCCUUCUGGCUGGCAGCUCUGCUCAUGCUUUCCUGGCCUCUGAGAGUGCUCAUAGAGUACCGCACUGCUUAUGUGCACUAUCGCAUAGAGAAACUGUUUGGGUUGGAGUACGCCCAGAGCAGCCCCUCUCCUCUAGAUGAAGACAGGCCUGUGGGGAGCAAUAUUGGUUGCGUUAUUCCCAGAGUUGACACACUGGACAGCACUGAGAUGGAGUGGCAUAUACGCUGCAACCGCCAGGUGAUUCCCAGCUACUCAGAGGCGAUGCUGCUAAACAUGAGGACAGAGGCCUCUAAUUCAUUACAAGACACGUCUUCCUCUGACUGCCUCCUACUGGACAGCAGCCAGACUGCUGAGAGCUACGGAGCUCUCCAAAGCCAGGAUGAUUGUGAGCAGUGCAGCGAGCCGAGUGGACAGGGAGCUGGAGGAGGCAGGAGGAGGACAAUCACCAGCUCCAGCUGCUCCUCCCUCUUCUCCUGCCGCGGAGCACUGUUUCACUCGCACCUCUCCUUGGACACUUCUCGGUUCUCCCUCUGCCGCAUGUACGGCUCCCAUCGCACCGUGGCGCUGUGGGGGAGCCGCAGCAGCAACCUGACGGACCCCUGCUGCGCGGACGAGCAGUGCUGCCGGUCCGACUCCAGCCAGCUGGCGCUCAGCGACAGUCCACCAACUUACAGAGACGCACGCUUCUUUCCUGUUCUUAUUGUGCAUCGGUCCGAGGGCAGCGAGGGCGGGAGGGAAGUAAGGCGUUAUUAUAUACGAAGAGGGUCGUCCUGCGUGGAGACGGCCUUGUGAAAGAUUAGAAAUGAGACGGUUUUUAAUGUCAGAUAUGAUGGAGGGUGUGGAGUCGAGUUCGUCACUAUUCAAGAGACAGAAUAAAGAUGUGUGGAUAAAAUAUGCACUUUCAGAAAAUAUCACAGUUAAAAAGAAAGUAAACCAAACUCAAGAUUUUUUUUACGUAUUUUUUGAACCCAGCUACAAAUAAUGAUAGUGUUGAACUGAAUUUACAGCCAGACAGCCUCUGUGAAAACAUCUGCAGUGUUUUUUAUCUUGCAUCUCCUUGCUGCAUGAUCUGGGCAUCCCACUAAUUUGUCAUCUGUAUUUUCCAUCUUGGAAAUCAAAGGCUGGCUGAUCUUGUGUGUGGUGUACCUGUAUGGUUACAGAACAGUGGUCCAUUCAGAGACACAUGUAAGAAUAAUAUGUGAAAUUUGAAAAGUUGCAUGCUGUUGCAGAUCAUUUAGAUAAUUAAGAGCAAGUUGAAACCAAAGACUGCUUUUUAAAAAUAUAUUAUUUUAUUAUUGAGACCUACAAAAAAUAACGAGAAAUAUGUGGAUUCGAGACAACAGCGUGAAUGUUUAAGUGAAAAUAAAGGUGUCAAAAAGGGAUGAAAAUUCCUAAAAUCAUGAUGAAUUUUAUCAUUGCAGUAAACUUUUUUUUAAAUAAAAAUGUAAAAAUAUAUUGCAUUACAUGUGAUUGUCGGGCUCUCAAAGUAUAAGAUGAGAAAGAGACAGAGACAAAACAAGGAAACAAGUUUUUUUUUUUGUUGCUCUGAUCACAUUGAUCCAAAGCGACAAUGUCACACACUCUCAGACUCACAGCUCACUGGUACGUCUCCUGCCCUUAACUGCGAGGGCAGAAACUCUAAAGAUAGUGUUGGGACUUCACUUCAAAUAACACCAGAGGGAGGAGUGGUACAAAUGAAGCAUGUAUUGAUACAAAAAUAAAUUCAACACGCCUUUUAAACUGGAGAGCUCAUUUAUGAAUAAUAUGAGCUUUUGAUCUUCUUAUUAUUAUCAUGGGGUAAGUAACUGAACUAAUAUUGUGUCCCUGGUUGUUAAUCUUCGAGACUUUCAAAAUAUAUGAGAUCGCUAGAUGAAGCUGUAUACAAAAGGAAACUUUGGUGUUUUAAGAGAUGUAGAGAAUUGAAGUGAAAAAUUGAUCAUUUUAUGAUUAAAAAACUAUUUUCACCCUGUUUUUCUUGGCUGUUCACACAAAAGACACCUGAUAAUAAUACUUAUGAGAUUACUAAAUAAAGUAAAUAGUUCAUGAAAGUAAAAAUGUGUUUAAAUUUGCCAAGUUUGGUAUAUUAUUAUUAUGGAAUUAUUUAUGCACUUAACAUAUAGCAAUGCUUAAAUAUUGUAACCAUGCAUCCUAGUUACUUUUUGUUACCGAGUGUACUGUUUUUUUCUUCCAUCUUGCUACUAGAUAGCAACAUAGGCCACAUUAUUUCCCAUAGAUUUGUGUUUUUGAGAGGGAAAUUUCAAUUUUGAAUACUGUCAUGCAUUAGUAUUACUUAAUCAUUAUUAACCAAAUUAAUGUUCAUGAAUAAAUUUUCACGUUUUAUUGUAAAAUUAUUUUAAAAUUGUGCGCUGAAUUGUAGUUUCACAGCGCUAAAAACAUAAGGCGUGUGACAGCGAGAUCUUUGGUGUUCUCUCUCGCCUCUCUAGUUUUAUUUAGAUAGGAAAUUAUUAGAGCCUGAGAUGCCGAUAUUAGCUAUUUGCCAAUAUAUCUGUAUCUGCAUUUCUAACUGCCAAUAAAUGAAAACUUAAAAAGUAGAUGAGCAACAACCUUCAACCGUUACGAGUGUUGAUGUUGCAUAGUUUGUCCACCAGUGGGCACUCUGCGACUACAGGUGUUUGUAACACCACAAACUCAACACCCAGCUGAUCCAAGUGGAGUGGCAGACCAUAAACAAGUAAUCCAUGACU
Molecule: messenger RNA, 4092 nt
Organism: Archocentrus centrarchus (flier cichlid)
Lineage: Eukaryota; Metazoa; Chordata; Actinopteri; Cichliformes; Cichlidae
Product: transmembrane protein 151B
Exons: 2
Coding region: 449-2179 (576 amino acids)
Source: RefSeq, a predicted model, not a curated record